This is a messenger RNA of Botrytis porri, 588 nucleotides long. RefSeq lists its product as uncharacterized. The record is from RefSeq and is a predicted model, not a curated record. NCBI's taxonomy places the organism in Eukaryota, Fungi, Ascomycota, Leotiomycetes, Helotiales, Sclerotiniaceae. The transcript is spliced from 4 exons. The coding region runs from base 1 to 588 and encodes 195 amino acids.
AUGAAUAAAUAUGAAUCGUCUGCUGUGAUUAUCUCAGCAUUAGCAUUAGCAUUAGCAUUAUUAACAUUUAGUAAACUACCCAGUAGACUGUCCAACACCACCGACGUCCAAACCGUACCUGCAUACAUACAUAAAUCUCACCCUGAAACUCUACAACUCCGAAACAAGCUGGGGUCCAAACCUUUCUCUCCUCGCCUAUGGCCUACUUCCCCAAUGCGAUCCACUCCAAUACAACCCCAGUUACCCUCUCAUUUCAUUUCAUUUCAUUUCCAUCCAACUAAAAAAAACAAAGCAAAAAAUUCCAUCUUAACCAACCCCCAAGAAACAAAGAAAAUUCUCCACCCUCGUAUACCCCCCCUUCUCCCUCGUAUCUCAGAAUACACACCCACACCGCACAUCACCAAUCGCGGGGUCCAAGAUCUAAUCUCACGGCCCCGAAAUCCCUUCUACAACCCAUUUUACGGUGCGGACCAAGAAAAAGGGGAGGGACCGAGACCGAGACCGAGAUGGUACACUUGCGAGGAGUUGGUUAUGGAAGUGUGCAGUGUGUAUCUGAGGUCAGAUGGUGGCAAGAGAUUUGGAAUAUAG